UUGGAAGGGAGAGAAUGGCGGUUGAACAAAGCAGCAUCGAUGGGCGAAGCGCAACAAUCUCCUCAAUGCGCUCUCAUCCUCUCGUUCUCCUCCUCCGUUCCAAUUUUUAUAGCUUUUUUCCUGUAAAAUUCACUUCCACAAUUCGGUGGUGCAGUGGAUACCGAUCGGAUUUUGAUUUUCAUCAAUGGCGGCGUCGCGUGAGGACAACGUCUACAUGGCGAAAUUAGCCGAGCAGGCGGAGCGCUACGAGGAGAUGGUGGAAUUCAUGGAGAAGGUCUCGGCCUCCCUGCCGGAGACCGAGGAGCUGACCGUCGAGGAGCGGAAUCUCCUCUCCGUCGCCUAUAAAAACGUCGUCGGCGCGCGGCGAGCCUCCUGGCGGAUUAUCUCCUCCAUAGAGCAGAAGGAGGAGUCGCGAGGGAACGAGGAACACGUCGCCACUAUCAAGGCGUACAGAUCGAAGAUCGAAUCGGAGCUCGCCGGAAUCUGCGACGGUAUUAUCAAGUUGCUCGACAAACGCCACAUCUCUUCCGCUUCCGCCGUCGAUUCCAAGGUCUUCUACCUCAAAAUGAAGGGCGAUUACCACAGAUACCUCGCGGAAUUCAAAACCGGCGCCGAGAGGAAGGAGGCCGCCGAGAGCACCCUCACCGCCUACAAAUCCGCUCUGGACAUUGCUAACUCUGAUCUCGCCCCAACGCACCCACUCCGCCUCGGAUUGGCUCUGAACUUCUCUGUUUUCUACUACGAGAUUUUGAACUCGCCGGAUCGCGCAUGUAAUCUCGCUAAACAGGCAUUCGAUGACGCAAUUGCAGAAUUGGAUACGCUAGGCGAAGAGUCAUACAAGGACAGCACUCUGAUCAUGCAACUCCUCCGCGACAACCUCACACUAUGGACCUCCGACAUGCAGGACGAGGCGGCGGACGACGGCAAAGAAGCCACAAAAGCUGAGGGAGAUAAGAAAGAAACUCCCAAAACAGAGGAAGAAAAGCCUAAAGAGUAGAUUCAAAGGUCACCAUUUCCAUACUACUCCUCCUCCAUUAAUGGCAUAUGCUUUUUCUUUUUGCUAUUUUAUUUAAUUGUCUUUUCGAGAGUUAGUUAAGUUAUAGGCUUUCAUAUUGUCAAAUUGCCUAUAGAUAGAUGUUUUUUUGAGCAAUUUCAAGACUUCUAAUUCCAAUAUUAACCUUUCCAUAUUGGAAAGA
Andrographis paniculata is the source of this 1196-nucleotide messenger RNA. Its product is annotated as 14-3-3-like protein B. The transcript has 4 exons. The record is from RefSeq and is a predicted model, not a curated record. The coding region runs from base 185 to 997 and encodes 270 amino acids. Gene Ontology annotation, cellular component: cytoplasm. Lineage: Eukaryota; Viridiplantae; Streptophyta; Magnoliopsida; Lamiales; Acanthaceae. Gene Ontology annotation, biological process: signal transduction.